GAGUAAAGGAUUUGAGAAUUUAUCCCCCACCACUUUCAACAAAUAUCGCUUUCCAGAAUGGCGACUGGGUCAGUGAACUACAAUGGCUUUCUGAAGCCACCAUCCAGUAUGGAGGAGCUGGACUACUUACAACAGGAAAACAAUACAAAAUUUACACACCCACGAAGCCGGACAUUAUUCCACCAGAGUUACACCGGACCACUACAACUCUCACCAUCCCCCCUUUGUGGCCUAGGAGACGGAGGCGAAACCGUAAACAAAAGCAAGUUGGGGUCCUACCGCACACUCACCCUAACGGGGUGACGAGAGCCAGACUCCCAGUGAAAAAUCAUCAUUAGUGGAGACUACAAUGUUAUCAGCUGGUGGGCAUCAAAAUAAUGUAAUUCACAGUCACAAAUGGAUUUGACAGCUGCGGCGGUCUGACCGGGUGGCUUAUGAACUUGCCUGGAUGUAAGUGGUUAAAUAUCAUAACUGAAAGCAACAGCACAAAGGGUAAAUGUUUUGAAUUAUGAAAUUAUUACGAAUAAUAAAUUGACAACAUGCCAGUUGAAGAAAUACUCCCAAAUCAGCAUUCGUUUUAUAUAUGUCACUAAAUAUAAUUUUGCUAGUAGAUUUUUGCUUUUCACGGGGGCGGAGCCAAUCCCGGCCGGUAAUCGGGCGAAGGCGGGGUACACCCUGGACAGGUCGCCAAUCCAUCGCAGGGCUUUUCAGGGAUUAAGCGGUAGAAAAUGAAUGAAUUUUUACUCUUCUUCAAAACGCUUCUUUUUCGUGUAUGUUGUCUCAGCUAGUACCGGAAUCAGGAGCUCACUAGCCUGCGAUUCAACCAUAGCGAUGUCUGAAGCCUCGGUGAAGUGAAUUGAAGCACGUUCAUGUAUUGAUCGACAGCCGUGCGCUCUUGCCCCUGAUGUUGGCUGUCUCUGAUUGGUCGGCAGAUCAGCUGUUACCACCAUGUAAUGAGAUAAAAGGUCCAGAUUCAGUGCCAGACUUUGUGACUACACAUCGACACAAGAUUUUACCCUUACAAAGUCCACCUGGUGCCAGACUGAGGAUAGCAGGGCUUGAGGACACCAUUUACAGAGAUGACGAUUACGAGGUGAAGAGCUGGGGAGCAUUCUACCUCCCUGACAUAGUAAACAUGCAGGUUUUUGGUGUGGUGGAGGGCAUCUCCUGCCCGUGUGACCAGCUUAUUCUGAUGACAUGUGAGGACAAAAAGGUGUACGCCUAUGAUGGAGACGAGCUGCAUGUGGUGGCUUCAAGCACACAGCAGCUACAAGAUGAAGGAAUUGAGUAUCCUGCAUCAGAGACCUAUUACGAUGGGGAGGCCUUCAGACAUAUGACUGAGGAGGACUGGGAAGAAGUGGGGAAGAGUCCAGUGCGGCAGAGGAUGGAGGAAGAGUAUGAUAAACUGGUGGCGAAAAUAAAGCCCAAAUUCCUGGAGAAUCUCAGAAUCACCAGACAGAAACGGAGCAACUGUCCAGGAUCCCAGUGGAGGCUGGGAUCAGCUCCAGGAGUUGUCUGCUGAAGCCUGGAGAUAUACACACAUAUAUAUA
This is a messenger RNA of Monopterus albus (swamp eel), 1550 nucleotides long. RefSeq lists its product as uncharacterized. NCBI's taxonomy places the organism in Eukaryota, Metazoa, Chordata, Actinopteri, Synbranchiformes, Synbranchidae. The transcript is spliced from 7 exons. The record is from RefSeq and is a predicted model, not a curated record. The coding region runs from base 905 to 1522 and encodes 205 amino acids.